Danaus chrysippus (African queen) is the source of this 1179-nucleotide messenger RNA. The record is from the annotation of a GenBank genome assembly. NCBI's taxonomy places the organism in Eukaryota, Metazoa, Arthropoda, Insecta, Lepidoptera, Nymphalidae.
AUGCCGAGUUUAAGUAUUCCAAAUAAAACUAGGAGUUUCGGUUCGAAUACUGAUAAGUACGAGAAUGGAUUCCAAAAGAGGAAGAGCUACAACACCUCAAAAGAAUUUGAUGAGUAUGAAGAAUACGAAAGUGAUUUUAAAGUCAACAACGAUGAGAAAAAAGGUUUGACAUACCUUCAGUCGUCUUUGUUCGCUACAAUUUUAGAAGAUACUGUGACAGAAAUGCGUAUAUUGCUGGAAUGUAAUAAUGUGUUGCGAGCUGAAAAAGCUCACUCGGAUAUGGCGAUGCUUUUAAGACUGAAGUACCGUAUAAAGCAACCAGAAGUUACUGAUGAAUUAGAAGAUAUAGAUCCUCACAAUCUAGAAAUAGAUAAAUACAAACUAGACAAACUAGAUAGUGACAGGAUGACGGUAAUCAAUGUGAUAGUAGCAACCUACAAGAAUUUGAUACAAAGCAAGAAUUAUGUAGCCCUAGAAGAUCACGUCAACGGCGUCCUCAGCACUGAUAACUACAGACUGGAGCUCGCAGAAGAAGAAACGAGGAAUAGAAUAAUGAGAAAAGAAUUGAACAAACAAUUGAGACAACAACGGAAUCACAUGAAAAGCGUCAUUUACGACACAGAGGCUGUUAUUGAGGAACUCAAUUUGAAAGUCGAAGAUGCAACUCUUCACGCUGAGAUAUGCAGUCGCUAUGUAGAUCGUUGGCAAGUUGCUCGAACUGAACAACAUCAUCAGGCCAUCCACGACAAAGAAGCUGCACCUUCCACAAUCAUAGAGUACUACAAGCACAGAGCUGACAAUGAACAACGGGUUCACGCGGAAAUUGAACUGCUCUUUAGCAUUUCAAUUAAUGAAACUCUCGAAAAAGUAGAAGAAUGGAUGGCAAAAUACGAUAAGGAUAUGGAGAACAUAGAUUUAAAGAUACAGAUUAAGAAAAAUGAAUACUACGACAUGCUUGAUAAGAGAAUCCAUUUAGAAGAAACGAUCGAAAAACACGACCAGCUGAUGAAGAUGUGGAUCCAGUUUAAAGAGGAACGUGAAAAGAUUCGCGCUUACAGAGAGAAGAUGACCAAGUCUGCUAUAAUGGUUCAGGCUUGGUGGAGAGGCCUUCUGGUCCGUCGUCAACUCGGUCCAUAUAGGGUUUCUAAGAAGAAGGGUGGAAAGGCUAAGAAAAAAUAG